Myxocyprinus asiaticus (Chinese sucker) is the source of this 7532-nucleotide messenger RNA. RefSeq names its product low-density lipoprotein receptor-related protein 4-like. The record is from RefSeq and is a predicted model, not a curated record. The transcript has 38 exons. Gene Ontology annotation, molecular function: protein binding; calcium ion binding. NCBI's taxonomy places the organism in Eukaryota, Metazoa, Chordata, Actinopteri, Cypriniformes, Catostomidae. Bases 83 to 5788 code for a protein of 1901 amino acids.
GUUAUCACUCUAACUGCGCUUAAGAGAUUGAAUGCAUGAAAUAUAGCGAAACAUUUGCUGAAAGAGCGAAAGAUCAUCCGCGAUGAGGCUCACUGCGGUCCUUUAUGGCAGUAUUUUAACUUUGAUGCUGCUUGCUGAAGGUGUUUUGAGCAGUGCCGAAUGCUCGUGUGGCAGGAAUCACUUCACGUGUGCUGUCAGCGCGUUUGGAGAGUGCACAUGUAUCCCGGCGCAGUGGCAGUGUGAUGGAGACAAUGACUGCGGAGAUCACAGUGAUGAAGACGGAUGCAUAUUGCCCACCUGCUCACCGCUCGACUUUCACUGUGAUAACGGGAAAUGCAUCCGCCGCUCGUGGUUAUGCGAUGGGGACAACGACUGUGAAGAUGACUCGGAUGAACAGGACUGUCCUCCACGCGAGUGUGAUGAAGAUGAGUUUCACUGUCAGAACGGGUACUGUAUCCGCAGUCUGUGGCACUGUGAUGGAGACAAUGACUGUGGAGACAACAGUGAUGAACAGUGUGAUAAGAGGAAGUGCUCUGAUAAAGAGUUCCGCUGUUCUGAUGGCAGCUGUAUAGCAGAACACUGGUACUGUGAUGGAGACACCGACUGUAAAGACGGAACCGAUGAGGAGAACUGCCCGUCUGAUGUGAUGACUGCCACGUGCAGUGUUGAGGAGUUUCAGUGUGCGUACGGUCGCUGUAUUCUGGACAUCUAUCACUGUGAUGGAGAUGAUGACUGUGGAGACUGGUCUGAUGAAUCUGACUGUUCCUCCCAUCAGCCGUGUCGCUCAGCAGAGUUCAUGUGCAGCAGUGGUAUGUGUAUAAACGCAGGCUGGCGAUGUGACGGAGAAUUUGAUUGUGAUGACCAAUCAGACGAAAGGAACUGCAGUACAUCGAUGUGUAUGGCCGAUCAGUUUCGCUGUAUGUCCGGUCGGUGUGUGCGGUUGUCAUGGCGAUGUGAUGGUGAAGACGACUGCUCUGAUAGCAGCGAUGAAGAAGGAUGUGAAAAGACCGAAACUCCUCCGUGUGCCGUAGAUCAGUUCUUGUGUGGAAACGGACGCUGUAUCGGCCAGCGUAAAGUUUGUAAUGACAUCAAGGACUGUGAAGAUGGAACUGAUGAACAUCCACAUCAGGACUGUCGCUCCAAGUCUAGUGAAGACAACUGUAACAUUAACAACGGCGGCUGCUUGCAGAAAUGUCAGAUGUCGCGUGGUUUGGUGCAGUGCACGUGUCACACCGGCUACACAUUGACACAGGAUGGAAAGACAUGCAAAGAUGUGGAUGAGUGUGCAGAUGAAGGUUAUUGUAGUCAAGGCUGCACCAAUAUUGAAGGAGGUUUCCAGUGCUGGUGUGUCCAGGGUUAUGAACUACGACCUGACAAACGCAGCUGCAAGGCUUUGGGUCCAGAACCGGUCCUGUUGUUUGCGAAUCGUAUUGAUAUCCGUCAGGUUCUGCCGCACCGCUCUGAAUACACGCUGUUACUGAAUAAUCUGGAGAAUGCCAUCGCACUGGACUUCCAUCACAGCAGAGAGAUGGUGUUCUGGUCUGAUGUCACUCUGGAUCGCAUCAUGCGAGCCAGUCUCAAUGGCAGCAAUGUGGAGGAGGUGGUGUCCACAGGACUGGAGAGUCCAGGUGGUCUGGCAAUAGACUGGAUUCAUGAUAAACUGUACUGGACUGAUUCAGGGACGUCUCGUAUUGAACUGUCCAAUCUGGACGGCACACACCGUAAAGUGCUUUUAUGGCAGAGAAUGGAGAAACCGCGAGCCAUUGCUCUACACCCCAUUGAAGGGAAGAUUUACUGGACUGACUGGGGCAACAUGCCACGCAUUGAAUAUGCUAACAUGGACGGCUCUAAUCGUAAAAUCAUUGCGGAUACACACCUGUUUUGGCCCAAUGGACUCACCAUAGACUACGCCAGUCACCGGAUGUACUGGGUGGACGCCAAACACCACGUCAUCGAACGCGCCGACCUGGAUGGCAAAAACAGAAAAGCAGUCAUCAGUCAAGGUCUUCCACAUCCCUUCGCCAUCACAGUGUUUGAAGACAGUCUCUAUUGGACAGACUGGCACACCAAGAGUAUCAACAGUGCAAACAAGUUCACUGGCAAGAACCAGGAAGUAAUCCGAAAUAAACUGCAUUUCCCCAUGGACAUCCAUACACUACAUCCACAGAGGCAGCCGGCAGGUGGGAGAAAUCGCUGUGGUAACAAUAAUGGGGGCUGCAGUCAUCUGUGUCUCCCCAGCAAUAAGACAUAUACCUGCACAUGUCCUACAGGCUUCAAGAUGGUGGACCACUAUAACUGUGCCCCGAGUCUUGACAAGUUCCUGCUUUUUGCCCGAAGGACGGACAUCCGUCGAAUCAGCUUCGACACCGAGGACCAGUUGGAUGAUGUCAUUCCACUGGCCGAUGUUCGAAACGCAGUGGCCUUGGACUGGGAUUCCAGUGAGCGAUACAUAUACUGGACUGAUGUCACCACCGACUCCAUUAACAGAGCGAAAUGGGAUGGUACCAAACAGGAGGUUGUGGUGGACACCAGUUUGGAAAGUCCUGCAGGCCUCGCUAUUGAUUGGCUCACACACAAACUCUACUGGACUGAUGCAGGCACGGAUCGAAUUGAAGUUUCAAACACUGAUGGAAGCAUGCGCACGGUUCUCAUCUGGGAGAAUCUCGACCGUCCCCGAGACAUUGUUGUUGAUCCGAUCGGAGGAUACAUGUACUGGACAGAUUGGGGUGCAAAUCCAAAGAUUGAGCGAGCUGGAAUGGAUGCAUCCAACCGUACGGUUAUCAUCUCGACUAACUUGACCUGGCCCAAUGGAUUAGCAAUCGACUACCAGACCGAGAGACUGUACUGGGCUGAUGCCAGCGUCAAGACCAUUGAGUAUGGCAACUUUGAUGGAUCUGGCAGACAGGUAUUGAUUGGCAGUCAGUUGCCUCAUCCGUUUGGUUUGACGCUUCAUGAAGACAGAAUAUACUGGACAGACUGGCAGUCCAAGAGCAUUCAGAAUGCAGACAAACUCACUGGUCUAGACCGGAGAACACUGGCUGAGAACCUGGAGAACCUCAUGGAUAUUCACAUGUUCCACCAUCACAGAACUACAGUCCAGACGCCGUGUUCGGUGAAUAAUGGGGGUUGUAGUCAUCUCUGCCUGCUGGCCCCUGCUCCGAAAGCCUCGAGCUGUGCGUGUCCAACCGGCAUCAACCUGCGGGCGGACGGCAAGACUUGCACUCACGGAAUGAACAGCUUCCUCAUCUUUGCACGGCGGACGGACAUCCGAAUGAUUUCUCUGGAUAUCCCGUACUUCGCUGAUGUGGUACUGGCAGUCAGUGUUUCGAUGAAGAACACCAUCGCCAUCGGAGUGGAUGCCACAGAAGGUAAAGUGUACUGGUCAGACAGCACAUUAAAGAAGAUCAGCAGAGCCAAUGUCAACGGUACUGGACAUGAGGACAUCAUCUCAACUGGUUUGAUGACCACCGACGGUCUGGCGGUGGAUUCGGUGGGCAGAAAGAUCUACUGGACGGACACGGGAACAAACCGCAUCGAAGUGGCCAAUCUCAACGGCUCCAUGAGGAAAGUUCUGGUGUGGCAGAAUCUGGACAGCCCUCGUGCCAUCGCCCUGUACCAUGAGAUGGGGUACAUGUACUGGACAGACUGGGGUGAGCAUGCCAAACUUGAACGCUCUGGAAUGGACGGUUCAGAUCGCGUUGUGUUGAUAAGUAAUAAUCUCGGCUGGCCAAACGGACUGGCCAUAGACAAGGCUGGAUCGCAGCUGCUGUGGGCCGACGCACAUACUGAGCGGAUAGAGGCGUCUGAUCUGAAUGGUUCAAACCGGAGGACGCUGGUUUCUCCUGUACAGCAUCCGUAUGGGCUGACAUUACUGGGACCGCACAUGUACUGGACGGACUGGCAGAGUCGCAGUAUUCACAGAGCUGAUAAAGCCACCGGAGCAAACACGGUCACGAUCCACUCAAACCUGCCCGGCCUCAUGGACAUCCAGGCUGUGGACCGCGCAAGACCCGUGGGUUUUAAUAAAUGUGGUCGGAGGAAUGGUGGCUGCACUCACCUAUGUCUGCCGCGUCAUAACGGGACAUCCUGUGCGUGUCCGACAGGCAUCCUGCUGAAGGGUGACGAAAGAUCAUGCGACAAUCUGCCUGAAACAUACCUGCUGUUUUCAAACCGCGUCAGUGUGCGGAGAAUCUCUCUGGACACACUGGAUCAUACAGACGUACAUGUGCCCGUACCAGAGUUACAUAACGUCAUUUCACUGGACUAUGACAGCGUGGAGGGGAAACUUUACUACACUGAUGUGUCACUCGAUGUUAUCAGACGGGUAAAUUUAGAUGGCAGCAAUAUGGAGACCGUGAUCGGUCAGGGUUUGAAGACCACUGAUGGUCUUGCGGUGGACUGGGUGGCACGAAACAUGUACUGGACCGACACUGGCCGAAACACCAUUGAAGUGGCACACUUAGACGGUACGUCUCGGAAAGUUCUGGUGAACAACAGUCUGGAUGAACCAAGAGCCAUCGCUGUGUUCCCUAGCAAGGGAUUCUUGUUCUGGACAGAUUGGGGUCAUAUUGCAAAGAUCGAGCGAGCACAUCUGGACGGAUCCGACAGGAAAGUUCUCAUUAACACAGAUCUGGGCUGGCCCAAUGGUUUGACGCUGGACUAUGACACCCGCAGGAUCUAUUGGGUUGAUGCUCAUCUGGACCGUAUAGAAAGCUCUGACUUGAACGGCAAACUGCGUCAAAUUCUCGUGAGCCCCGUGUCACACCCGUUCGCCGUCACUCAGCAAGACCGCUGGGUCUACUGGACGGACUGGCAGACUAAGUCUAUUCAGCGCAUAGAUAAGCACACAGGUCGUAGUAAAGAAACGGUGCUUGCUAAUGUAGAAGGACUCAUGGACAUCAUAGUUGUCUCACCACAAAAACAGAUGGGUACGAAUCAUUGUGGAGUGAAUAAUGGCGGCUGCACGCACCUGUGUCUCGCCAAGAGUAACAGUUUCGUGUGCGCGUGUCCAGAUGAACCUGACGGACGACCCUGCUCUACAAUUUCUGGUUAUGUUCCCACGGCACCUAAGAAGGGCAACACUGGCACUCAGUCCCCUGAAAACCUUCCCAAAUCCCAGACAGAAAAACCUCAGCCAGGCUCAACAGUGGUCAAUUGUACAGAUACAGGUCUGAAUCUAGAGGACUGCUUUCAGAACAGCGUGGUGUCUGCACCUCGUGACGAGGGCCUUCAUAUCAGUUACGUGAUUGGCGGAGCUCUGACAAUCCUGGCGAUCCUGAUACUCAUCGUUGCAUUCAUUAUUUACAGACACAAGAAAUUCAAAUUUGCGGAUCCAGGAGUGAGUAACCUGACGUACAGCAACCCCUCAUACAGAACGUCAACACAAGAGGUGAAAAUAGAGACUGCACAGAAACCCGCAAUAAACAACCAUCUGCGAUAUAAAAAAGAGGUGCAGAGUGAUGUGGAUGGAGGCUACACUAAAGAGAAGAUUCACAUCGUGGAGGGAGUCAGUCUGCUCUCUGGAGAUGACCUUUAUUGGGAAGACCUGAGACAGCUGAAGGUGUGUCGAGGGGCGGGGCUUCACACUUGCAUGCGUACGGACACCGUUUCUCUUCAGGCAAGCUCCGCCUCUUUGAACGACGGGGAGAUGGAGCAGCUGCUACAAGGUGACCAAUCAGAGUGCUCGAGUCUCAAUACCUCCCACGCCGUAACGCCUCAACGCCAUAGUGGACAUCCCGAUACCGGCUGGGUCCCGAACCGUAAAGCCUCAACUGAGAGUGAAGUGUAAACAUGCAUUUAAAAACUAAAACUUUGUUGGAUGCUUCAAGUUAAAAAAUAUGUCCUCAGAAAGGCUGGGUACAAAUGCAUGCCAUAUGUACAGUUCCAAUCACGUAUGUUGUUCUUAAGUUCAACGUAAAUAUCCGGACUUACUUGAAAAGUUUCAAUGUCAGAAAUGGUACAGCGCCGUCUCUCAAUGUUUCUGACCCUUGUACGCUCCUCUACUUUUGGACUACGGCCCACCUCCUUUGGCUCAUUGAAUUAUGGACAAGUUCAACGAGAAGUCGACAUGCUGGAAUCAAAAAACAGACACUGAGAGAUUUUUGUAACGAGAAACUUUGUGGCGUAAAACGGUUUUAUUUUAAAUGCAAGCUUAUUACAAUAUUAUCGCUUCAUGGACGAUUUAAUUAAUGCUCUUGGAGGUGUCAGCAUCCAGCCCUCAACUUGUCAUUAUGAAAUGUAUUUAUGAACUUUUUGUACAUUUACAUUGGGUUUUUAAUGUUUUAUUAGUUGUUGUUUUUUUUUUUUUUUAAGUAGUUUUGAAAGUGUUAGGAUUGUUUAAGGACACCAUUCACAAGACUUUGUAACGUGCCAAAGGACACAAUUUACACACGCCUGAAGAAUCUGUAUUUUCACUGACUGUUUCGAUUAAAUCAUGGUCCGCUUUUAUAGAGAGUACAGUCAUUUUGCUAAGAAAGAUGAAGCCAGUGUUUGCAUUUGCAUCUUUGUUUUUGGUUUUAAUAUUUAGUACAUGCUUUUGGCAUUUCUCUUUUGAUGUUCAGAGAUGAUUCAACAAAGAAAACAACCAUCCAACCAGAAUCUCUAUAGCACCUUGCACUUACAGUAGUGCUGCUGUCUGUGAAAUCAUACAUCUAUGCUAAUUUUGGAGGCAAAUACCACUGACCAGGUGAAACUUCUCAUGAAACCUGUCAAGAACGUGUCCUUUUUGGGUCAUAUUUCACCUCAAAAUCAAAAAAGAAAUAAGACAUUUUAUUUUGCUUAAAGAUAGUGUAGCCUCUUUUAGGACCGUUAAGAUGUUUUGCAUUGUGACUUUAUUUUAAUGACAUUUAGGCACAGCCCCAUUCUCAUUUCCAUAAAAUUAUAAAAUAUAUAACUUUAUGAAAUCUAAAAUAUAUAUACUAAAAAUUAUCAAAUAUAUACACCGAUCAGCCACAACAUUAAAACCACCUGCCUAAUAUUGUGUAGGUCCCCCUCGUGCCGCCAAAACAGCACCAACCCGCAUCUCAGAAUAGCAUUCAGAGAUUAUAUUCUUCUCACCACAAUUGUACAGAGUGGUUAUCUGAGUUACAGUAGACUUUGUCAGUUCAAACCAGUCUGGCCAUUCUCUGUUGACCUCUCUCAUCAACAAGGCGUUUCCGUCCACAGAACUGCCACUCACUGGAUGCUUUUUUGUUUUUGGCACCAUUCAGAGUAAAUUCUAGAGACUGUUGUGUGUGAAAAUCCCAGGAGAUCAGCAGUUACAGAAAUACUCAAACCAGCCCGUCUGGCACCAACAAUCAUGCCACGGUCCAAAUCACUGAGAUCACAUUUUUUCCCCAUUCUGAUGGUUGAUGUGAACAUUAACUGCAGCUCCUGACCUGUAUAUGCAUGAUUUUAUGCACUGCACUGCUGCCAUACGAUUGGCUGAUUAGAUAAUCGCAUGGAUGAUUGUUGGAGAUGUGGGUUGUCGCUGUUUUGAGGGCAUGAGGGGGACCUACACAAUAUUAGGCAGGUGGUUUUAAUGUUGUGGCUGA